CAGACAGAGUCACUUUGAUUCCUCAACAAACAGAGGGUUAUGAUGGGGGACAACAAUAUAAGAAAACAAAGGUCUUAUCCUCAGCUUCUCCCUCUUCAAAACCACAUGACCCUGCUUUUCUUCCUCUUCUGCAUCAGCAUCUUCUUCCUCUGUUUCUUGGCUCCACCGCUCAGCGCAGAAAAGGAAAAGGAAACACCACUUGGGUAUGGCUACACGGUUCGAUCGGUGACCGUUGAUCCCUCUGGCAAGUCCUUGAAUGCUCACCUUGACCUCAUCAAGAGCUCCUCCGUCUUUGGGCCCGACAUUAAGAAUCUCAAUUUCAUCGCCAGCUUUGAGACUGGAGAUCGGAUCCGAAUUAAAAUAACCGACUCCGACCACCAUAGAUGGGAGAUCCCUCAAACCAUAAUCCCCCGCGAAACCCACUUUCCACACCGCCUCCUCCCCGAAAACCAUACUCCGAAGAGGUCCUCACCGUCGAAAACCCGCUUCGUCCUUUCCGACCCAACCUCCGAUCUCAUCUUCACUCUCUACAACACCACCCCGUUCGGCUUCUCCGUCUUUCGGAGAUCAUCCGGCGACGCCAUCUUCGACGCCUCCCCGACGCCAGACUCUUCCACCUUCCUCGUUUUCAAGGACCAGUACAUUCAGCUCUCUUCCUCGCUCCCCAAAGCAAGGUCCUCUCUCUAUGGCCUGGGUGAGCACACCAAGAGCUCCUUCAAGCUUCAGGCCUCCAACGAGGCGCAGACGCUCACUCUGUGGAACGCCGACAUUGCCAGCGCCAAUCUCGACCUCAAUCUUUACGGUUCCCACCCGUUCUACAUGGACGUCAGGUCGCCGUCCGAAGAUGGCAGAGUGGCGGCUGGGACAACUCAUGGAGUCCUGCUUCUUAACAGCAAUGGCAUGGAUGUGGCGUACAGUGGUGAUCGGAUCACGUACAAGGUGAUUGGUGGGAUUAUUGACUUGUACAUUUUUUCUGGGCCGUCGCCGGUGAUGGUGAUGGAGCAGUACACGGAGCUCAUCGGCCGGCCUACACCCAUGCCGUAUUGGUCUUUUGGAUUUCAUCAAUGUCGAUAUGGUUACAAGAAUAUUUCCGAUAUUGAAAGCGUGGUUGCUGGCUAUGCAAAAGCUCAUAUACCUCUUGAAGUUAUGUGGACAGAUAUUGAUUACAUGGAUGGGUACAAGGAUUUUACCCUUGAUCCUAUUAACUUUCCGGUAGAGAAAAUGAAAAAGUUUGUUGAUACUCUUCAUCAAAAUGGUCAGAAAUAUGUGCUUAUCAUAGAUCCUGGUAUCAGUGUGAAUAAGACAUAUGGUACCUACAUUCGAGGAAUGCAAGCUGAUGUCUUCAUAAAACGUGAUGGUGCCCCGUACUUGGGUGAAGUUUGGCCUGGCCCAGUCUACUUCCCUGACUUUUUAAAUCCAGCCAGUGAAGUAUUUUGGGGUGGCGAGAUAAAAAAUUUUCUAGAUAUUCUUCCUGUUGAUGGUCUUUGGCUUGACAUGAACGAGAUUUCCAACUUUAUAACUUCUCUUCCUACUCCAAAUUCUACUCUCGAUGAUCCUCCCUACAAAAUUAACAAUGCUGGAGUUCGCCGGCCCAUUAAUUAUAACACUGUACCUGCAACAUCCUUACACUUUGGUAAUGUUACUGAGUAUAAUGUCCAUAACCUAUAUGGACUCUUAGAGUGCAAAACCACUAAUGCAGCCUUGAUCAAUGUGACUGGGAAAAGGCCCUUUAUACUUUCUAGGUCGAGUUUUGUUAGCUCUGGCAAGUAUGCAGCACACUGGACUGGAGACAAUGCUGCCACGUGGAAUGAUUUGGCAUACACAAUUCCAUCAAUUUUGAACUCUGGGAUUUUUGGAAUUCCAAUGGUUGGUGCAGACAUCUGUGGUUUUUCUAGAAAUACAACUGAAGAACUCUGCAGGCGCUGGAUUCAGCUAGGAGCUUUUUAUCCCUUUGCAAGAGAUCACUCGGAAAAGUAUAGUAUUCGUCAAGAACUCUAUCUUUGGGAGUCUGUUGCUGCAACAGCCAGGAAGGUGCUUGGGCUCCGCUACCGGCUUCUACCCUACUUUUACACAUUAAUGUAUGAAGCACACCAACGAGGAACCCCCAUUGCGCGCCCCAUUUUCUUCUCGUUUCCUCAAGAUAUCAACACUUUUGAAAUCAGUACUCAGUUUCUGAUUGGUAAAGGCGUAAUGGUCUCACCAGCAUUGAAAUCAGAAGCAAUUUCAGUUGAUGCAUACUUCCCUGCUGGAAAUUGGUUCGACCUCUUCAACUACUCGCAUUCUUUGAGUGUUCAUUCAGGAAGAUAUAUCAGGCUUGAUGCACCGCCUGAUCAUAUAAACGUUCAUGUUCGGGAAGGUAAUAUUUUGGCCAUGCAAGGAGCGGCCAUGACAACGCGCAUAGCUCGAAAGACUCCAUUCCAGCUGUUGGUGGUGGUCAGCAGUACUGGAAUUACUACUGGAGAAGUUUUCUUGGAUGAUGGAGAGGAGGUGGUGAUGGGAGGAAAAGGAGGGAUAUGGAGUUUAGUGAGAUUCUUUGGUGGAAUAGUGGGCAACAAGGUAUCAGUCAGUUCAGAGGUUGUGAAUGGAGGAUAUGCUUUGAGCCAAAAGUGGAUCAUAGAUAAAGUGACUUUCAUAGGGCUGGAGAAGGGUAAUAGAUUGAAGGGAACAAAAUUGAACGGAAAGCCAGUUAGAAAGACAAAUCUCAUCAGCCAUGGACCGUUUCUUGUGGUCGAGGUCUCAAAGCUAUCACUUCUUAUUGGAAAGGAAUUCAAGUUGGAGCUUGAAUUUCUCAAAUAAAUCAUUAUUAGCGGCAUAUAAUUAUUGCUCGCCUAAAAAGUGUCAACAAAAAUCGAUUUGCCAAUAAGCAUUUGUGGCUUCGAAAUUAUAUCUUUGGCAUAUGAUUAAAAAUAAUUACCUCAAGUUAAAAUGCA
Molecule: messenger RNA, 2930 nt
Organism: Juglans microcarpa x Juglans regia
Lineage: Eukaryota; Viridiplantae; Streptophyta; Magnoliopsida; Fagales; Juglandaceae
Product: alpha-glucosidase
Exons: 5
Coding region: 40-2796 (918 amino acids)
Biological process (GO): carbohydrate metabolic process
Molecular function (GO): hydrolase activity, hydrolyzing O-glycosyl compounds; carbohydrate binding
Source: RefSeq, a predicted model, not a curated record